Molecule: messenger RNA, 2103 nt
Organism: Lacerta agilis (Sand lizard)
Lineage: Eukaryota; Metazoa; Chordata; Lepidosauria; Squamata; Lacertidae
Product: vomeronasal type-2 receptor 26-like
Exons: 4
Coding region: 49-2103 (684 amino acids)
Biological process (GO): G protein-coupled receptor signaling pathway
Cellular component (GO): membrane
Molecular function (GO): G protein-coupled receptor activity
Source: RefSeq, a predicted model, not a curated record
UCUCCUGUGGUGAUAGAUAAGAAAACCCAAGCUGCUUUCUAUCUCCAAAUGUUCCCAAAUUUGAAGCUUCAAUAUGAGACAAUUCUCCACAUACUGCUAUAUUUCAAGUGGACUUGGAUUGGGGUAAUUUCUCGGCACGAUGAGAAUGGUGAGAGGUUUGAACAGAAUAUUAUCCCCAUGUUUGCCCAGAGAGGGAUCUGCUUUGAUUUCAUAGUAAGGCUUCUCAAAGUGUCUUAUUCCAGUGAUAUUAAUGAUAUGGUGGGAGAUGUAAUUGAGAAGACUGAAAUCAUUAUGAAGAGCACUGUCACUGCAUUGGUCAUUCAUGGUGAAAUCGAGACCAUGCUCAUCCUGAGGAUAUUUUCCAGGGCUUCAGCAUAUGAGCAUAUCUCAACAAAGAGAAAUGGUAAAGUCUGGAUUAUGACAGCCGAGAUGGAGUUCACUUCCAUUCCUCUUCAAAGAGAUUGGGACAUAGACUUCCUACAUGGUGCUGUAUCCUUUGCUGUUCACUCCAGUGAGGUUUUAGGAUUCCAGAAAUUUCUUCUGAUGAGAAAUCCUACUUCAGAGAAGGAAGAUGGCUUCGUUAGGGUUUUCUGGGAGCAGGCAUUUGGGUGUCAUUUCCCCAACACUACGGUAGACCUGCAGGAUGAAAAAAUCUGCAGUGGAGAGGAGAAGUUGGAGACUCUUCCUGCAUCUGUUUUUGAAAUGAGCAUGACUGGCCACAGCUACAGUGUCUACACAGCUGCCUUUGCUGUAGCACAUGCAUUGCAGGCCAUGCAUUCAUCCAGUUUCAAAGCCAGAAUGAUAGUAGAUGGAGGAGUAAAACUUCAGUAUCAAGAAUUAUGGAAGCUUCACCACUUUGUUAAAAGGAUCAUAUUUAAUAAUAGUGCUGGGGAAAAGGUUUCCUUCAAUGAAAAUGGAGAGCUAGAGGCUGGGUUUGAUGUUAUAAACUGGGUCACAUUUCCAAACCAGUCCUUUCAGAGAGUCAAAGUUGGAAAGAUAGACUUCAUGGCUCCCCAAGAAGAAGCGUUUAGCAUUUGUGAAGAAGCCAUUCUGUGGCCCAGCAGUUUUAACCAGGUGCAGCCCCGUUCUGCUUGUAAUGCCAAUUGCCCUGUGGGCUACCAUAAAGCAAAGAAGGAAGGGGAGCCAUUUUGUUGCUAUGACUGCAUUCUAUGUCCUGAAGGGAAGUUUUCCAACCAGAUGGACAUGGAUGAAUGCCUUCAGUGCCCACAAGAUCAUUACCCAAACAUGGAACGUGAUUUGUGUAUUCCAAAGGUCAUAAUUUUCUUGUCUUACGGAGAACCUUUGGGGAUCACUUUGACUGUUUUUGCUCUUUCCCUUUCUUUCACCACAGCUUUAGUGCUUUGGGUCUUCAUUAAACACAGAGACACACCCAUAGUCAGAGCCAACAACCGGAACCUCACGUAUACUCUCCUCUCCUCCCUCUUUCUCACCUUUCUUUGUGCUUUGUUAUUUAUCGGUCGACCAGAGAAAGUGAUGUGUCUCCUUCGACAAACAGCAUUUGGCAUCAUCUUUUCAGUGGCAGUUUCUUGUGUGUUGACAAAGACAGUCAUUGUGGUUCUUGCUUUCAAAGUCACCAAACCAGGUUCCAGCAUGAGGAAAUGGGUGGGGAAACAACAGGCCACCUCCAUUGUUCUUUCCUGCUCCCUGAUUCAAGCCGUUCUUUGUUGUGUAUGGCUGGCAAUGUCUCCCCCAUUCCCAGAUUUGGAUAUGCACUCUGUGACCAAAGAAAUUGUUCUGGAAUGUAAUGAAGGGUCAGUCACCAUGUUCUACUGUGUCUUGGGCUUUAUGGGCUUGCUGGCCAUUGUCAGCUUCACUGUAGCCUUCCUAGCCAGGAAGUUACCUGACAGUUUUAAUGAAGCCAAGUUCAUCACCUUCAGCAUGCUGGUAUUUUGCAGUGUGUGGCUGUCCUUUGUUCCCACCUAUCUGAGCACGAGAGGAAAAUAUAUGGUGGCUGUGGAGAUCUUUUCCAUUUUAGCCUCUAGUGCUGGUUUACUAAGCUGUAUAUUUUCCCCAAAAUGUUAUAUUAUUCUGGUGAGGCCUCAGCUGAACAGCAGGGAGCAACUAAGAAGAAGAAAGGAUUGA